Molecule: messenger RNA, 1540 nt
Organism: Anguilla anguilla (European eel)
Lineage: Eukaryota; Metazoa; Chordata; Actinopteri; Anguilliformes; Anguillidae
Gene: ethe1
Product: ETHE1 persulfide dioxygenase
Exons: 8
Coding region: 157-1083 (308 amino acids)
Biological process (GO): hydrogen sulfide metabolic process; glutathione metabolic process
Molecular function (GO): sulfur dioxygenase activity
Source: RefSeq, a predicted model, not a curated record
GAUACGUGCUGACUGUAACGUUAUCUUUGGACGAUGAGCGGAAACUACAAGCGAUGAUCACAAUAAUAGAAAAACGUACUGAUUAAACAAACAGCAUACCAGCAGAGCUCGUUCACUCGGUUUGCUAACUAGCAUAGUUGGCUCUAGCUAACGUUAAUGUGCAUGUUAUUAGGUCACUACUGCCUAAAUAGACAAGCACUAUUACUGCAAUACAGUGUCCUGAAUACAGUCAGACCUGCGCUGGCCCGUACCCUCAUACUGAGAACAGAAGGGCACUCGCGCGGAAUUCUAGCCGGGUUUGCGCACAUCAACACCGGCACGGACCGUGUAACGCAGCCCCGGGGAACUGGGAUUAGACACUACGGUGUACGGAUGGAGCCGGGCAAAGGACUAAUAUUCAGACAAUUGUUUGAGUCUAUAAGCAGUACCUACACAUACCUGCUGGGGGACAAAGAGACGAAGGAGGCAGUUCUCAUCGACCCGGUGCUGGAGACGGUGGAUAGAGAUGUCAAACUGAUCGAAGAGCUGGGACUGACGCUGAAAGUAGCAGCCAACACCCACUGUCACGCGGACCACAUCACCGGCACGGGCCUGCUGAAGAAGAAACUUUACGGGUGCAAGAGCGCCAUCUCCCGGCUGAGUGGAGCAAAUGCAGACAUCCUGUUCUCUGAGGGAGACCACAUCACCUUCGGCAAACAUGCCCUGACUGUGAGGGAGACCCCGGGGCACACGGACGGCUGCGUGACCUUCGUUUUGGGGGAUCAGUCCAUGGCCUUCACCGGGGACGCGCUGCUCAUCAGGGGCUGCGGCAGAACGGAUUUCCAGCAGGGCUGCUCCAAGAGGCUUUACGAGUCCGUCCACCAGAAGAUUUUCACUCUUCCUGGAUACUGCCUCCUCUACCCAGCACACGAUUACAAAGGUCAGACCGUGUCCACGGUGGAGGAGGAGAAGAAGUUUAACCCUCGCCUGACCAAGACGCUGGAUGGGUUUGUGCACAUCAUGGCCAAUCUGAAUCUCCCCAAGCCGGCACAGAUAGAUAUCGCUGUGCCUGCAAACCUGGUGUGUGGACUACAUGAAGUCUGAAAUUCAGAUGGGAAAAGAUCUACAGUGUGAGCAUAAUUCCAUAGGCUCUGUCCUAGAUUCUCCUAAUACAUAUUUCUGUAUUAUUUAUGUAUUAUUUUUGAUACUGUGGAUCUAACCAGAGCAGAAAAUGGUUCACAUAUGAAUUGGUUUUAAGUUGAUUAUCCAUACUCAUAAAGUUAAUGAAAACUACAUUUCGGAGGUGUUGCUUUUUUCCCAUCAUGCUUAAAGAAAUCAGUCGUGCUGUUGCCGGGAUGUGUUUUGAGAUAAAUGUAAUCAUGCUAUCAGUAUCAAGCUGCGCAUUUUCUGGUCCUUUUCUGAGGCGCUUAUCUAAUGUAACUGCUGCGGAUUGCAAUACUACGAGGUAUGAGGAAAAUAAGAAUCGAAGCUACUUAGCUACUGAAGCACUAGAGAUGUUGAUUUUGUGAAUAAAUUAUACUUAAUCAUUUUUAAAAAUUCA